AAAAAGUGAAUAAAGCUAGUCCAAAAUGAACUCUAAAGUGCUUGCAUUUGUUUGUUUGCUCGUAGCUUGCGCAUUUUCCGAAGAAAAUGACAUUGAAAAUAACGAGGAAGAAGUUGCAGAUUCUACAAUAAUUCUUACAGACGAUAAUUUCGAAGGAGUGAUCCAGACAAAUAAUUUCUUUGUCAUGUUUCAUGCGCCUUGGUGUCAACAUUGCGUAAAACUUAAGCCUACAUGGAAUCAAUUAGCAGAAAUGCUUAAUACUCAGGAAGAAAGCCGAGUGAGAAUUGCAAAAGUUGAUUGUACUGAAAAUCAUAAAACUUGCUCUGAUAACGAAGUUACAAGCUAUCCAACACUUAAGUACUUCAAUGUCAAUGCUGAACAGCCGGUUAAAUAUCGUUCAACCCGUGAUUUGCCAUCAUUAACUGCAUUUAUUAAUGAACAAUUAGGAACAUCCACACUUAAAGAAACAGAAGAAGAAGAAGCCGACGAGGAACAAGUUGUGCCAAGUCCAUUGAAAGGUCUUAUUGAACUUAAUGAUAAGAACUUUGGAGAUUUCACUUCUAAAGGAAGCUGGUUCAUUAAAUUCUAUGCCCCUUGGUGUGGGCACUGCCAACGUCUUGCUCCUAUCUGGAACGAUUUAGCCACAGCAUUAGAACAUGAUGAGUCAGUCAACAUUGCAAAAGUCGAUUGUACUGAAUAUCGUCCACUUUGUAAAGAUUUCGAUGUUAAAGGAUAUCCAACACUUUUAUGGAUUGAAGAUUCAAAGAAGGUUGACAAAUAUAGCGGACCACGUACAGUUGAAGAUUUAAAGGCUUAUGUCGAAAACAGAUUAGCAUCAAAGGGUGGAGAAGACAAGCAAAAGGAAGAAGAAAAGCCAACCAAAGAAGCCACAGAAGAGGGAGAAGGCGAUGUUGUUGUUACAUUGUCUGCUGAUAACUUUCCACAAGUCACUAAGAAUGACGUCACCUUUGUCAAGUUUUAUGCUCCAUGGUGUGGACACUGCAAGAGAAUGCAGCCAACAUGGCAACAAUUAGCCUUGAAGUUCGUCGGUGAUGAGAAAGUCAAGAUCGGAAAAGUUGACUGUACAUUGACUGAAAACCGUGAUUUAUGCAGCGAACAAGACGUUCAAGGUUUCCCAACCAUUUUCAUCUACAAGAAUGGUGAAAAGAUUACCGAAUAUAAUGGAAACAGAAGCUUAGAAGAUAUGUUUGACUUUGUCAAGAGCCAUCUUACGGCUGACAAGUCUCGUGAUGAAUUGUAGAUUCUUUUUAUACUCGUUAUUAUUUUUUAUACAACUUUGUUUCGUG
Molecule: messenger RNA, 1307 nt
Organism: Chironomus riparius
Lineage: Eukaryota; Metazoa; Arthropoda; Insecta; Diptera; Chironomidae
Source: the annotation of a GenBank genome assembly